Molecule: messenger RNA, 3250 nt
Organism: Conger conger (European conger)
Lineage: Eukaryota; Metazoa; Chordata; Actinopteri; Anguilliformes; Congridae
Gene: hic1
Product: hypermethylated in cancer 1
Exons: 2
Coding region: 340-2619 (759 amino acids)
Biological process (GO): regulation of transcription by RNA polymerase II
Cellular component (GO): nucleus
Molecular function (GO): DNA-binding transcription factor activity, RNA polymerase II-specific; protein binding; RNA polymerase II cis-regulatory region sequence-specific DNA binding
Source: RefSeq, a predicted model, not a curated record
UAAAACACUUACGGCACAUAGAAGCCCCAUUAUCAUCUCCGUGCGUAUUAUUGCUUCGAUACAAAAAUAGACGAGGAAAUUACUAAAAUACAAAAUCGGAGGAAACUGAUGCUGGGCUAAGCACGUAUUUUAUAGGAGGGGGAGAGGAAGAGAGAGAGGAAGAUUCAGAGAGGUGGAGGCAGAGAGAGAGAGAGAGAGGGAGAGCGAGGGAGAGCGAGAGAGAGAUCCAUAGCAAUUAAUAAUAAAGAGUUGGCAGCGCUGCUUGGAAAACUGGCAUGGUUUUUGGAGGCUGGCAGUUCAAAGUUGAGACGUCAGAAAUGACUCCAAUAGAGUGUUGAGAUGAUCAUUAAGGGAGACUUAGAGCGGAUGGCAGAAGAGUUCGGGCAUCCAGGUGGCACUCUGAAGACAAUGUUGGAUGCCAUGGAAGUCCCGAGUCACGCUAGGCACCUCCUCCUCCAGUUGAACUCUCAGCGCACCAAAGGCUUCCUGUGUGAUGUCAUCAUCGUGGUGCAGAACGCCCUCUUCCGCGCUCACAAGAACAUCCUGGCGGCCAGCAGCCUGUACCUGAAGUCCCUGGUCGUCCACGACAACCUCAUUAACCUGGACCAUGAGAUGGUGAGUCCGGGCGUGUUCCGGGUCAUCCUGGACUACAUCUACACGGGCCGGCUGAACGAGGGCGACCAGGGCUCCGGACCAGAGCCCAACCUGGGGGCGGUCCUGGCCGCCGCCAGCUACCUGCAGCUGCUGGACCUGGUGGCGCUCUGCAGGAAGAGGCUGAAGAGGAACGGGAAGUACCACCACCUGCGGCCCACACACGGCUUUGCACCCUACACUAAGAUCGGGGUCGGAGGAGGGAGUCGCUACCGCGUGUCUGCCCCCGUCAUCCAGUCCUGUUUCCCCGGGGGGGUUUUGAGCAGACCCGCCCAAUCGGAGGAGAUGCCACCUCUGGUGACUCACGUCGGGGAGUUGUACGCACCCCCAUCCUCUCAGGGUCCCCAAAUCUACCCUGUACCCCCGCCGGGCCUUCCCCUUCUGCCCCAGUCCAGCUUGAGGCCGAGCGGCGCGGAGAGGGACUGCUCCCCGCUCUACGGCCUCGACCUGACCAAGAAGAGUCCCGACUCGCAGUCUCAGCAGACGCUCUCCCACCCUGCCUUGUCCCACACGCUCCUGCACCACGACGAGGGCCGCCACAGCCCGGCCCCUCCCGGGACCAACGGGGGGCCUCUGGCCCAAGGCAACGACUCGGCCUUCUCCGGGGAAGCCGAGGCGGAGGAGUACAAGGGCUCCCUCUCGUCCCACCCCCACCUGGUGCCCCGACACCCUCACCUCCACCGGUCGGACUCCCGAGGCCAGGACCCCUACCCCUGCCCGCCCAGUGCGGGCUCCGAAAUCGGGGGGGAGGGCGGAGGGGAGCAAGGAAGCGAGGCGGGGAAGGUGUACCGUUGGGUCAAGCCAGAGCCCAUGCCCUAUCCCCCCGAAGACGAGGAAGAAGAUGACGAGGAAGAGGAGGAAGACGAGGAGGGGGCCGGCGGAGACCGGGGGAAAGACACCAACCACCGGCACCACAACCACCAUAAAAAUGGAGAGGAGCACAAGCUGGGAGGUGCAGGGCGAGCGGGGGGGUACGGGAGCGUGGGGUGUGAGGGGGAGGAUGAGAAGAGUGGCUCGGCCAGCGAGGAGACGGGCAGCAGCGAGGGACGCCCCUCGCCCAUCUUCCACAUGCCCUACGAGCCCGAGAGCUUCGGCGACAACCUGUACGUGUGCAUCCCCUGCGACAAGGGCUUCCCCAGCUCCGAGCAGCUCAACGCCCACGUGGAGACCCACACCGAGGACGAGCUCUUCGGCCACCCGCCCGGCGAGCUUGGCAGCAGCAACGGCCACGGCGGCGGCAGCAACUCCGGCAACUCCAACCCGCCCGGCAACGCCCUUUCGGCUCCCCUGGGCCUGGGGGCGGGGGCGGGGCUGGGCGCGGGCGAGGUCAUCCGCCCGUACCGCUGCUCGUCCUGCGACAAGUCGUACAAGGACCCGGCGACCCUGCGGCAGCACGAGAAGAGCCACUGGCUGACGCGGCCCUAUCCCUGCAGCAUCUGCGGCAAGAAGUUCACCCAGCGCGGCACCAUGACCCGUCACAUGCGCAGUCACCUGGGCCUCAAGCCCUUCGCCUGCGACGCCUGCGGCAUGCGCUUCACGCGGCAGUACCGCCUGACCGAGCACAUGCGCAUCCACUCGGGCGAGAAGCCCUACGAGUGCCAGGUGUGCGGCGGCAAGUUCGCGCAGCAGCGCAACCUCAUCAGCCACAUGAAGAUGCACAGCGGCAGCGGCGUGGCCGACGGCAAGCUGAAGAUGGACUUCUCCGACGGGCUCUACCCGCUGGGCAAGUAUGCCGAGCACCUGGGGCUGAAGCCCGAGAAGGCCUCCGCCCUCCUGGCCCACGCCUCCCAGCACCUGCUGGCCGACACCAAGGCCAUGGAGAGCCUGUACCCGCUGUCCAAGCUGGCGGCCGAGCACCUGGGCUUCAUCCACGACAAGAUGGACGCCCUCAGGCAGCCCCUGGGGCCGCCUCCCUCCUCCCAGCUCUCCUCCGAGCCCAGAGCCAUCGACCGCUACUCCCCCAGCUAGAGGGGUUAAGGAAGCCCCGACCGGAGCCAGACUUUACCCACACACCCUCCCCAGCCCACCCCCCCCCCAUGACUGUGCCCUCUUGGUUGUUACCCUCCUGGGUGCCACUGUGAUCGGAAGCCAUAACACACAAACGCAGCCAAAGGCGAAACUUUGUGUGCCUUAAAAUUCGAAGCACUUAAAAAGUCGGCUUGCCCCCAACCCCACGUGUGCCUGAGCCGGGGAAGGGGCCGAACGCACGUUUGCUUUACUUCAAAGAAGCAGGAAAAAAAAUACACGAGCGGACAUUUACGGACCUCGUAAAGUGCCUUUUCAAUUCUGCAGUGUAUGCACUUAAAAAAAAAAAAUCAGAAAGGAAAAGGACAAACUUGUGUCCUGUAUUUUGCGUGGAAACACAAAACAAAGCAGUAUCAUAUUUUUAUAAAGUCUUUUCUACAAAGAACUGUUAAGCUGUCGAGCCAAAAAAGUGAAUAGCAAGCAUGUUUUCUGCCUUUUUUUCAUUUUUGUACUUUCAUGUUGAAAAGCCAAAAAACACGGUGGGAUAAAGACAUCGUGAAACGUUGCAGUCAUAUCCUUUACCUGUGAAUUUAAUAAUUGUAAAUUUAGGGCAAUAAAGAGAAAAACAAGCGAA